Molecule: messenger RNA, 3484 nt
Organism: Larimichthys crocea (large yellow croaker)
Lineage: Eukaryota; Metazoa; Chordata; Actinopteri; Sciaenidae
Gene: wdr95
Product: WD40 repeat domain 95
Exons: 29
Coding region: 185-3127 (980 amino acids)
Molecular function (GO): calcium ion binding; protein binding
Source: RefSeq, a predicted model, not a curated record
GUUGUCACUCUUGGUUUCUUAGUUACCAUGGGGCCACCUGCUCUGCUCAGGUGUAAUGUUAGAGUGAGUGUCAGGUGAGAUCUGUCUGAUUAACAUCUCUGUGGAGGUCAGACUGAGGAAAUGUGCUGCACUAAAGUAGGUUUCUUACAUCACAUCAGCCUCUGAGAUACACCAUCUAAAAAGGAUGCCACUGGGGAAAAGGAUUCGCGCUUCUUCAGCUUCAGGAAGAUUAGAAACACGAAAUGUGACAAGCAUCCUCUCUGAACUGGGGAGAACAGAGGAGAGGAUGAGAAACAGCUCUGGGCCAGGUAGUCGGGGUGAGAAAGUCACAGAUGACUUCUCAGCUGCACCAAGACGAGUGGGUGUCAGCGAGGACAGAAAACAGCAGCCUGAAUGGUUGAUUCGAGAGCUACUGAAACAGAACAGGCGAAGACACUCUGUCACACUCGGAGACCGGGCUCACACGAUGAGACGACAGCAUCACAGCACUGACUUAACUCACAGCCUCUGCAGCCUCCAGAUUGAUGAGACAAUUUCACUUGACAACCUCCAGAAACUGAAACUAGCAUUCGAGGAGUUUGAAACGGAUGGCUUGAGAUCCACUGAUGCGAAGAAUUUUGGACGUAUAGUGAAGAAGUGUUUGGGUUUGUCUAACACAAGCAAUGCACAGAUUCAAGGGUUAUUUAAGAAGAUUGAUUAUUCAGGCCAUGGAAGGAUUUCAUGGGGCGACUUCUGCACACACAUGCUGCAGGAGUAUCAAGAGAAGCAGGAAACUGAAAGACGCAUUAAGCAGGUGGCUUUCACUCUGCCAGCCACUAUGAAGACAUUGUCCAACAACAUUCCCAUCACCAACAUCCACUCCACCCAUGACGGCACCAUCGUCACAGUGCGAGAAGACGGUUUUGUUUGCUGCUGGAGUCCUGAACUCAAUCCCCUGAUGACCAAACACAUCUUUAACGAAGAACCUGCAAACAGAAAGUCAAAGUGGGCAAGUGAUUUCACUCUGAUGACAGAGUACAACAAGCUCAUGAUUGCAACGGGGGACAGAGAGAUCCAACUUUAUGAGCUUUCCACUCUGGCUCCAUAUUGCCAGAUCAAUGCGCUGGACACGGUGCCUUUGACUUUAAACUACGGCUCUGCAGGCCCUGAUAAAUGUUGCAUUCUGUAUGGAGACACUGAGGGAUGUGUGACUAUCAUUUUAAUAUACUCUGUUGAAGACACCCUCAGAUUAUGGAAUGAAUUGCCAAAGAUUGAAAACAUACCCAACAUCACCAUCGACAAUGCAGUGCUUUCUCCCAAUGUGACAUUUGUCAGAUGGAAGGUUCAUCAGGACUGGGUGACACAGGCGAAAUACUUUCAGAGUUAUCAAGCUGUUGUCUCCUCAUCCAGUGAAGAAACUGCGUCUCUUGUUAUAGGCCGUGUGCUCCCUUUAACGGCCGCUGAGCAGCAGCUGACCGAGAUCAGAGAGGCCUGCUAUGAAGGUAAAACCAAGAAAAUGCAACUAAGUUGGACACCACAGAUCCGGGCAUCAUGUGACCAGACAGUUUUCAGCAUCCACAAAGGCGUCAAGACGUUUGACCUUUGUCAGAAGCACAGCUUGUUGAUCACUGGAGGCAUGGACAGGCUCAUACGCAUGUGGAACCCGCAUUUUUCUGGGAAGCCAACUGGUAUUUUGAAAGGCCACUGUGCUCCCAUCAUCUACCUCUGCAUCUUCUCAGAGCACAGUCAGAUCUACUCUGUCUCCACGGACAGCACUGUGAAGAUCUGGGAUAUUCAGGAUGAGUGUUGCCUGUUUACAGCAGACACCAAAGCAAGCAGGAUUCAUGGUGACAUAUCCGCAUGCUCGUAUUCCUCUGCUAUGAAAUCCCUUUACGUUGCAGCAGACUGUAUGGCUGUGCUCUCCCUGAAGAUAAGCUACAGCGAGGAGUUUCGUCAAGUUGUCAGUUGCAGUGAAGGCUCUGUGAUGAAAGUCUGGGAUUUAAACACUGGCCGUCAGGUUUUUGAGUUUGGUGGCACACACGACCUGUCUGUCAUCACGUGCAUGACUUUUGACCACAAAGGGAGGAGACUGAUCACAGGGGCGAGAGAUGGUUGUCUGAAGAUCUGGAACUUCAGCAAUGGUCAGUGCCUGAAGACACUGAAGAAAGAUGGUGAAUGUCACGAGGUGUGCGACUGCAUCUUUGUGAAAGUUCACAGGAAUUUCUAUGUGAUGUCUGUUGGCCGGGACCGGAAGAUUGACAUUUACUCGGAUGUGCCCGAGGACCUUCAUCACGUCCAGAGGCCGAAGCCUACGUGGCAGGAUGAUCUGAAAAAUGGCCAUAAGGAUGACAUCCUUUGUGUGGCACACUGUCCUCCAUCUCUCAUAGCCACCGGCAGCUAUGAUGGAGAGAUUAUAGUGUGGAACGUGGUUUCUGGACGAAUCCAGUGUCGGCUCGUCAGCCCCGUUCUUGCUGAACAGCAAAAUAUUCAAGGACUGGAUACAAGUGUUCCAAGCAUCAUGUUCCUAAAGAACUCCAAGUUACGGCAGUUUAAGUCGGCUACAGCUCUCCUGUCGUCCGGGGCCAUGGGUUGUAUACAUCUCUGGAGUGUGAUCAGUGGCGGGAAAUAUAUGGGCAGCUUCAAAGCCUCUAGAUUUCAGCAAAAGAUUACAAAACUGGCGAAAACAGACGAGGGCACACUGCUGUAUGCUGCUGACCGAAUUGGCUACAUCUAUGUUUACAACAUGGAGCAGUUUGCCCCUGAGCAAAAAUCACCAAGAGCUGAAAACUUCUGGCGUGCCCACACCAGCAGAAUAACUGGCCUGCAGAUUGUUGACAAUGAUCAAGUGGUGCUUACCUCAUCCACCGACUGCACUGUGCGCCUUUGGAACGCACAUGGAGAAUUCAUAGGGACAUUUGGACAGUCUGAGAGCUGGAGUGUCCACAUCUCCUCUUCUUGGAAACAUCCUGCUGUCCCCUAUGAGAUUCUGAUCGAUCCUCUGAGUUUACCAGAACAUGCAAUACUGAAUUUAAAAUCAGAUAAAUCCGACAAGACUGAGGAUCAAAGAACUGAACUAAAGUCAGGGACGCACAGCGAGCUGAGACAUCCUGCAACAUCGACCAGUGACGCAGACAUUCAGCAAGAUUAAAAUUGUGUUUUACCCAGAGGACCACAAGAGUGUGUGAGUUAUAUCCAUUACAACAGCAAAGACUACCGUACAUAUGCAAUGCAAGUCUUACACCAGACUCAGCUUCAAAAAUGACAGAUUUAUAUUUAGAGUGAGUGUGUCUUGCAUUUCAGGCUCUGCCAUGAAAUUGUCAGGCACACUAACAAGCUAUUGGAGCAGUGCACUCUGAAACGCUUUGAUACUGUGGAGUCCCCAAACAGCCUUGUAAGACCUGACCUCUCCCUCGCUCGUAUUGAUCCUUUCAUAAGCAGUGCUGAGGAACUGGAGUUAAGUGAAUAAGAUGAAACUGUAUUGAUCACAGUUUGGAAACUGGGUCAU